Molecule: messenger RNA, 2925 nt
Organism: Thermothielavioides terrestris NRRL 8126
Lineage: Eukaryota; Fungi; Ascomycota; Sordariomycetes; Sordariales; Chaetomiaceae
Exons: 3
Coding region: 497-2530 (677 amino acids)
Biological process (GO): L-arginine biosynthetic process
Cellular component (GO): mitochondrial matrix
Molecular function (GO): L-glutamate N-acetyltransferase activity, acting on acetyl-CoA as donor; arginine binding
Source: RefSeq, a predicted model, not a curated record
GCACUCAGGCUUUGGAUCCCAUUACAGCAAUGCGACGCAUUGACCAAGCAAUAGGUCGUCUCAACGUCUCCAGGACUGGAAGCCUGGACGGAAGAGAGGUUGGCGACCACAAUGACAGGCAACACACACAGCCCCUCCAUGAUAAUCGGUCCUCCUGUGCCUCUGGAUUCAUCAACUUGAACAGGCUGGGGAAGAUGGAUAUCGGGUUCCACUUUCACCUUCGGGUUCACUAACAGAGUUAUCUGAUGAUCUCAUAGCUUCGUUGAAUGAGCCAGGGGUUGCGUUGUUAGUGUACGGAUUAACCCGGGCGGAUUUCUCGUUUUGACUCACUCACGAUCACCGCCUUCGCACACGACGCAUCACCUGGAAAAACCAGGCCGUAAUCGCCUUCAUGAUGACCGUCGUCUUCGCCUGAUCCUAGUGGUUAGCUUGGUCUCCUCGCAAAGGAGCUCCGGGAAAGUCACCUUGGCAUUCCCGGAAUCGCUCAAAGAAAAGCAUGUUUGCCCGAGGCGGUGGCUUGUGGAAGAAGACGGCUUCCGGGAUCGCCCAAUCUUCCAUUCGUCGAGACAAUGGGGCCAGACGCUACUACUCGUCAAUGGCCGAGAGUGGCACCCGGCCUGGAAGCGUCGGCGUGGGUGUGGCCGAGAACCAUCACCCCUCGUCCGUGGACGCAAAGCAGAAGAGAGAAUCGGACAGGCAAUUCCUGAUCUCGGUGCUCGAAUCAGCCGCCACUAAGCGCGACGCCAAGGCAUAUCUCCAAACUUUCGGUUCGUCCCCAGGUUCGGGGCCGAAAAGUACGCCCGCUUUCACUACACUCCUGGAUGACGGGCCGCAGGGCCUGAGCGGCUUCCCUCGCUUAGUCCAGGGACCCGUCAGGGUACCCCUAGCCGACGCUGUCGAGGUGCCGCAUAUCGCCAUCGUCAAGCUUGGGGAGCCCGAGACGUGGGACGAUGCGCUCCUCGAUGGUGUUGCUAAAACGCUCAUGCAACUGCGGGAUCUGGGUCUGCGGAGCGUCAUCGUUCUUGACUGCAAUCUCGACGAGAGAAAGGGCUUGCGCUGGCAGGAGCUCGUGUCGCGGCAGACCGACCGCGUCAUCCGAGCCAUUCGUCGACACGGCUCGCCAGGUGCGGAAGUGGCAGCCUCGGGCAUAUGGAGGAAGAAGAAGAAUGGGUCGCCGCCCAAGAUUUCUUCGGUUGGUGCUCUGGCUACGGACCUCUUCGUUGGGUUUGGGCCAGCGUUCACCAGUCCACUCAAGCACGGCCACAUUAUUGUGGUACCGCCUGGUGCAUUGGAUGAGGAGGCGCUGAUGUACACAGCGGCCGAUGCGAACGAGAUCGUCGUUGCUUUGACAAAUUUCUUCGCAGGCCUCCAGUUCGAUUCGCGUUCAGGCGCGGAAGGGAACUCCGAAAACACCUCCGAAGGCCGUCCUGUGCGGAAAGCUUUGGUGGACAGGAUUAUUGUUAUCGACCCCUUUGGAGGGAUUCCAGCGAACAGUCGCGGAGACGGCGCUCGAGUCUUUGUCAACCUGGAAGAGGAAUUCGACAUCCUGCAAACUGCUCUCGCUGCUCAUGUGCAGACUGGCCCGCCUAUGACCACUGCAGGUUUGAUAGGCAAUCCCACUCCGAAGCACACGGAGCACCUCAGACUCGUCCAGCGUACGCUGGCCAUUCUUCCAUCGACCGCCUCGGCAGUGAUAACCAGUCCGGCCGAGGCGGCAAACCUACGAUUCUCAGCCGCCCAGGUGGAUCCGACCAAUGUUGGGCAGUUCGCCGGCGAGGUCAAGACCAGGAGGUGGCAGAACCCGCUGAUCCACAACCUCCUCACCGACAGGCCUAUUUAUUCGGCCUCCUUACCCAUCGGCAAGAUUAAGCCCUCCGGUCGCGGCACCGAAGUCACGCCGCCGCGCAUGCCGACCACUACCUUGGUGAAAAGGGGCCUGCCUGUGACUAUCUUCCCUGACCCGCGCUCUGGUCGCUGGCAGCCGCCGAAACCAGGAACACCGCGGCUUAGACUCACCGACACGUGCAUCGAUUUGCCACGGCUCGUCCACCUCAUCAACGACUCGUUCAACCGCAAGCUCGACGUCGAGCACUACCUCCGCCGGGUCGAGGACAGUCUGGCGGGCAUCAUCAUCGCGGGCGAGUACGAGGGAGGCGCGAUACUGACAUGGGAGCGGCCCUUUGGCAUGGACGAAGAGACGGCGUACAACGCCGGUCGGCUCGUCCCGUAUCUGGACAAGUUUGCCGUGCUCAAGAAGAGGCAGGGAGCCGGCGGCGUGGCGGACAUCGUCUUCAACGCCAUGGUGCGUGACUGUUUCCCGCGGGGCGUGUGCUGGCGGAGCAGGAAGGACAACCCGGUGAAUAAGUGGUAUUUUGAGCGGUCGUGCGGCGCGAGGAAGCUGCCGGAUAGCAACUGGGCCAUGUUCUGGACGACGCCCGAGGCCGCGACGAGCGAGCAGCUCAUGAGAGACUACGAGGAUGUGUGUAGGAAUGUGGUGCCCUCAUGGGAAGACAUGAAGCCCGCAGAUUAGGCUUCGUGGUGCACUGUUGACUGUGACUGGCGUCACCAACCGCACUCGAGCAACUAGGCGAGUAUACGUGCACGCGGGGCGGAUGGUGGAAAAGGACUGGGCGGAAGGGUUUGUAAUUGAGCUACCUGUCUCAUUCAGUGGGUUCAUUACCCAACAUGCACGGAUGCACGAAGAUUUAUUGAAUGUCUCAUCUGCGACCUCGUCCAUUCAGGUCAGUUGAAGAUGUCCCAGGCAACAUUCCGUAAGGAGUUGCAGAGGGCUGAACAACCUGGAACCCAGGCCGGGCAGGCAGUGCCCUGUGAGUUGCCUGACGAAACGAAAGCAGGCAGCCCAGGUCAUGGAUGACGGGAAGCCUCCUCCAAUCACACAAGGGCUUCAGUACUGGCGGACGUUGG